AUGGAGGGGAUCAAGGGGAGACAGAGCGCCGAUGAGAAGCAGAAAGGAAAGACGGGGGGAGAGAAUGAAGAGGCGGAUUUGGUAAUGAGCUUCAGGCCAGAGGUGAAGAGACACGAGGAGGUGGAGGUGUCCAACACUGGGGGUGAGGAGGAUGAGGGAUGCACUCCCCUAAUCAGCGCCUGUCGUAAAGGCUUGACUGAGGUGGUGCUGCAGCUGCUGAGGGCCGAGGCUGAUGUGACCUUGUGUAACCGCAGACAGCAGACAGCGCUCCACGUAAGCCCACCUGAGCUCCAGAGAAAAAUCCUGAGGUGGAUGUCACGGCCUCAUCUGGCCCCCCAGGCACGGCUGUUGCAGGCUGCCUGGCAGGGAGACUUGCACUCCUUGCAGCACUCGCUGACUCAGACAGACAGGGUGGAUGUGAAUGUCCCGAACAGCGACGGUGAGACGGCCCUGAUGCUGGCUGUCAGGGACGUCGACCUGUUUGAGGGCAUGAUGCCACGACUGCCUUGGGAACACAGACCUGUGGAGGUGAUCAAGGAACUGCUGGAAUCCUCAGCUGAUCUGCGGGCACGAGACAGCAAUGGCUGUUCUGCUCUCCACUACGCUGCUAAUCUCACCAGCUAUCUAAUGGAGGAGAUCGUUCACAUGCUGAUUGAGGCUCUAAGUCACACAGUUGCUGUCCCUGUGUCACCCCUGGCCCUGGAGAAACACACGUGCAAGGAUUUGGACUCAGACUUUGGAGAUUCAGACACAGAGCUGGACAUUGAGAGCCUUUGUUCUGAUAAUUCAGCAGCCGCCUCCCCGACGCAGACACCGACCGAUCAACACCACCUUCUACUAUAUAGCAGCCACGCUGGGGAAGUGCCGGAGUCCUUGGGGCGUCCUCCUCUAUCCGGCCCUCAUAAAGAUCUCAGCCAAGAUAAGGGGAUCUCUCCCGGUUUCCACAACACCAUGGAAACGCCGAGAGACAUCAGGCAAGCCUACCAGGACGCAGGGAGGGGAAGCAGAGGUUUGUCUCUGCCCAGUUUGAGCAACAAGGGAAGACACUGGAACCACGCUGAUCCUGCACCAUCGUCUGGCCUGCUGAAUACCAGCAGCCCCUGUCAGCCAGUCCCCCCCACACACAGGCCGAGAACAAGAAGUGUGGUUGUUGCAUCUUCCCCCGCCCACAGCCUGCUGUCUGUGGCGGAGGCCAGUCUGCUCAGCCAAUCAGCACCCAGCAUCAUGGAGCCACGACUGGGCACAAACACCAUGAUUCAGGCCAGGGCACACAUUCAAACCCGACUGGGUUCUCAAAAUUCUGUCAAUGAACCAAACGGUCUCUUGCCAUCUCUGCACUCCCGAACACCCAAGCUCUUGGCACCCCUGGACUGCCGACCCAGGGACAGCACAGCUCUGCCUGGACUAAGGCGACAUCUUCCCCUGAAACCCAUCAGCAGGAGCCCUCAAUGCUCCAGGACACAGCUGAGGCGAGACAACCCAUUCUGGAGCAGCCCACGCAAUGGUCCUCCCACCGCAAGGGCUGGCAGUGAAGAGAGUGGGUCCAGCAGCAGCAGCAGCAGCAGCCACAGCUCCAUCGACCUAGAGCUUGAGGAUGAGGAUGACAGAGACAUACAUGAGAGAGUUUAUCAGGAUAGUAAUCUGAAGUUGUUCGGGCACAAGCUGUUGCAGCAUUCAGAGGUUGUGAGCUCUGCUGAGGCUGAUCUGGUUACUGCAACAGGGCUGGAUUUAAAAGUUCAGUUGAGGAUCUGUCAGGUUCCAGUGAUCCACAGAUCAGCACAUAACCUGGAUGAAGUCAUUAUCAAUCAUAGCAAUGAUCAUCGCAGCACAGAAAACUCCAUGAACUUCCACCAUGAAGUAACCAAUAGUGACAACAGGCUCUCAAUAAUAUGUAACUAUGCACAAGAAGGAGAUACUGUGAAUAAUGUACCUAUCACACCAGAGUCUAAGGAGGAACAGAAUGAUGAGGGCUGCACUACACAAGCACAGACUGAGAUUAGCUGUGGAAUCACAUCCACUGUGAAUGACCAAGGUGAUGCUACCGCAAGCUCUGGCUGGACUUACACAAACAUGAAACAAACGAUAAAUGAAUGUGAUGAAGACGAAUCCAAGUUUGUCAAACCAGCUGCUUCUAAUGCCGCAGAUGCAAAGUUAGACACCGGCACUGCUUUGGAGAAAACUCCGUCUGUUACAGCAGAUGUGCACCUUAAUCUGGUUGAUGUGGAUCCCAAGAGAGGGCAGCAUAUGUUUAAAGCCAUAAAGGCUGCCCAGAACAAAGAGAAAAGGAUCAAAUGUGAACUGACAUCAAAUUAUCAAACUAAUCAAUCCUUCAACAUGCAAAGAGAUCAAAGGAAUAAGCCCAAAAGCAACCCAAAGUACUCCUCACUUUCCACACAAGUUAAAGAUAAAACCAGGAAAGUCCCUGAGCUAAAGGUCAGUAGAGAGGGCGCUGUAACUAAAGUCAAAUCUAAGAUUAAGUCUGUUAAAGGCACUCACUCUAACACCAGCACCCCCUCGCCAAGAAAGAAGGUUACUGAUCACCCACAGAGCAGGAAAGCCAAUCCUGACAGGACUCAACAGCACACAUUAGGGAGGGAGCUGAAAAGUGCUCAACAGCUGAAGAAACCAUGUGCACCGGGGAAAACCCAAAGAUCUAAAUCUGCUGUGGACCUCAUCAGCUACACAGACAUGUUUCAGCAGAUACAGAGUGGGGAUCAAGGACCAGCCAUCUAUGAGAUGUUUGCUGGUCCUGUCUAUGAAAAUCUCCGGGUUUCCAGCGCUUGCGAGAAACUUGCGGAGAGACAAGUGCAGUGUGCUCCGUCUAGGAAGACGCAACAAAAUCACAAAGUCAAGCAGCGGCCAGUGAAACCAACACCAAGCAAGCUGAGAAAAAACCCUGGGGACAGUAUGGCAGUUCCGACUAAAAGCAAAGUAAAAUCCAGGAUGAAGCCGCACCUCACGCCGAUGUCAAGAAAAGGCAUCUACAAAACUGAGAAAAUUGCAAAACUAGAGGCUACGGUAGUUCUUGCUAAGGAUGUUAACAUUUGUCAUGAUAGCACAGAAGAAAGGGAUGAUUGUCACAUGUUAUCUACAAUAAACGAGGCUCUUUCAAGAUAUGAGUCUGAGACAUUGAAAUCGGAUGACAAAACUCUUGUUCCACCAAUGACUUCUAAUCAUGCUGGAGACUGUAGUCACAUGCAAAUCAAUGUGCAAGAAACAACAGUAAAUUCAUCAACGGGAAACUCUAAUGGGCCAGUUCCAGACGCUGCGUUAUUUCGACAGUCGAAGGUCAACACAUGGGCAUCUUCUAGCAGCAGCAGUAGCCACACCGCUAUGUCACCAGUUUACCAGAAGUUUCUGGAUGAGGCGGGGGACGGGCCACUUACAGAUGACCUGCUCCAGUGUCUGGCAGAGGAGCUAAUCUCAUUGGAUGAGAGGGAUGUAUCCACAGGCCCACUCCCUGAAAACCUGGAACAGAGAGAAAACAAGUCCAACAGGCAAGAUGGUCAACCAGUAUCUGGACAAAAUACAUUACCUAAGGUUACUUCAAUAGACAGCGGCACUUUGCUUGGAUGUGGAGUGGCUGUAGAUGACACCAUCACAUGGACCAAGGGUGAAGUACUUGGCAGGGGCGCCUAUGGCACAGUGUACUGUGGCCUGACUAGUCAGGGCCAGCUGAUCGCCGUGAAGCAGGUGAACCUGGAUUCCUCUGACCCUGACACUGCAAAGAAAGAGUACAGCCGUCUGCAAGGGGAGGUGGAGUUGCUCAAAACCCUGAGACAUGUCAACAUUGUAGGCUUUCUGGGGACUUUGCUUUGUCAGAAUGUGGUUUCCAUCUUCAUGGAGUAUAUCCCAGGAGGAUCCAUUGCUAGCAUCCUUCACAGAUUUGGUCCACUGCCAGAAAGAGUCCUGUCUUUAUACACUCGCCAGAUCCUUGAAGGGGUGGCCUUUCUUCACCUGAACAGGGUGAUUCAUCGGGACCUGAAGGGAAAUAAUGUCAUGCUGAUGCCGACCGGGGUGAUCAAGCUUAUAGACUUUGGCUGUGCGCGGCGCCUCACUUGCUUGAACCAAACAGCUUCCAACAGUGGAGAUGUCCUCAAGUCAGUGCAUGGCACUCCUUACUGGAUGGCACCAGAGGUUAUCAAUGAGACAGGAUAUGGCAGGAAGUCAGAUAUAUGGAGUGUGGGUUGCACAGUGUUUGAAAUGGCCACAGGGAAACCACCGCUGGCAUACAUGGACAAGAUGGCAGCCUUAUUCUACAUCGGGGCUCAGAGAGGGUUGAUGCCCUCCUUACCCGACGGUUUCUCGGAUAAUGCCAAGGAGUUUGUAGAAAUCUGCUUGACAAGUGACCAGAGACUACGGCCGUCGGCUGAUCAGCUGCUGAAGCAUUCAUUCAUCCCUAAAAAUGAGGCCGACAACUCUUGGGAAAAACAGAUAAAGCAUUGUUGUGGUCACGCCGAGGGACCAUGUGGUUAGGGGACUAUGGUUUAUAUUGAAGACUCAAAACACCAAGUGUGCUCUU
Mugil cephalus (flathead mullet) is the source of this 4522-nucleotide messenger RNA. It is a transcript of the gene map3k19, whose product is annotated as mitogen-activated protein kinase kinase kinase 19. The record is from RefSeq and is a predicted model, not a curated record. NCBI's taxonomy places the organism in Eukaryota, Metazoa, Chordata, Actinopteri, Mugiliformes, Mugilidae. Gene Ontology annotation, biological process: protein phosphorylation. The transcript is spliced from 16 exons. Gene Ontology annotation, molecular function: protein binding; protein kinase activity; ATP binding. The coding region runs from base 1 to 4476 and encodes 1491 amino acids.